This is a messenger RNA of Anopheles aquasalis, 905 nucleotides long. RefSeq names its product Molybdenum cofactor synthesis 2B (gene Mocs2B). The record is from RefSeq and is a predicted model, not a curated record. Gene Ontology annotation, biological process: Mo-molybdopterin cofactor biosynthetic process. Gene Ontology annotation, cellular component: molybdopterin synthase complex; cytosol. NCBI's taxonomy places the organism in Eukaryota, Metazoa, Arthropoda, Insecta, Diptera, Culicidae. Gene Ontology annotation, molecular function: molybdopterin synthase activity.
AUGAAUUAUAUUAAGUUAACGUUCGAUAAGCUGGAUGUCGGUGCGCUGAGCGAGCUGGUGGCGCAUGAAAGCUGUGGAGCCGUAUCGCUAUUCGUGGGUACAACGAGAGACAACUUCGAGGGAAAAACCGUGGUUCUGCUGCAGUACGAGGCGUACGAGGCGAUGGCCUUGAAAACCAUGAACCACCUGUGCGAGGAGGUACGCGGUCGAUGGCCGGACGUGGUCAACAUCGGGAUUCACCAUCGCCUGGGCACGGUACCGGUGAAGGAGGCUUCCGUGGUCAUUGCGAUUAGCUCGCCCCAUCGCCAAUCGAGCCUCGAAGCCGUUCACUUCACCAUCGACGAGCUGAAGAAAUCGGUGCCCGUGUGGAAGAAGGAACAGUACCGCGAGGGAGAGGGCAGCUCGGAAUGGAAGGAGAACAGCGAGUGCACUUGGUCGCAAAAGUACAAGGACAAUCAUAUACUGUAGCGAGGCGAGGAGCUCAUCCGCUACACUAAUGAUCAUGCACGCGAUCGAUCGCCCCAAAGGAAAUGGGCGACAGCAUAGCUGUUGGAUGUCGGGUAUGACACGAAAAUGACUACGGUGCAAAGGACAGGGUUCCAGCUGUUGAAUAAUGUUUAGGAGAUCUUUAAGACAAACGAACAAAAACUGCACAAUCAUCGUACAGCGUGUGCGUAUGAUAUCAGCUCGUCAAUCAUCUUCAUCGAGCGUUGGAUGCUCAAGAGAUAGCGAUACAGGGUGCUCUAUGCGCACAGCGGGCGCAAAACUGGUUUUCAAUCCCAAAGUAGCAUAACACAAAACAUGAAUAGCAAUAAAAAUUGCGAAUCGAACGCGUUGGUGCAAUGAAAUUUCAACCAGAAUGUGAUGAAGAUUUAAAUAAAAAUAUUUACCAAAAAUUUACAACA